GGUGGGUGGGAACGUGGCGGAACUCCGGGCGCCGCGGCGGGGGCGACAGAGCGCCAUGGCGGCCGCUGUGGUUACGGCAGCCGGUGCCCGCGCCGCGGCGAGGUGAGGGGGCGCCUCUUCGCCACAGCUGAGGAGGCCACGGCUGCCUGCCCGCCCUGCAGGCGGGCCGCCGCUGCGGCAUGGCCGGGAUCAUUAAGAAGCAGAUCUUGAAGCACCUGUCCCGGUUCACUAAGAAUCUUUCCCCGGACAAGAUCAACUUGAGCACCCUGAAAGGGGAGGGUCAGUUGACCAACCUGGAGCUGGAUGAAGAGGUUCUGCAGAAUGUGCUGGAACUGCCCACCUGGCUAGCCAUUACCAGAGUCUACUGCAACAGGGCCUCCAUCCGGAUCCAGUGGACCAAGUUGAAGACACAUCCAAUUUGCUUGUGUCUAGAUAAGGUGGAGGUGGAGAUGAAAACCUGUGAAGAUCCUCGCCCCCCCAAUGGACAGUCUCCCAUUGCCCUUGCUUCAGGACAGAGUGAGUAUGGCUUUGCUGAGAAGGUGGUGGAGGGGAUGUUCAUCAUCGUCAAUUCCAUCACCAUCAAGAUCCACUCCAAGGCCUUCCACGCUUCUUUUGAACUGUGGCAGCUCCAGGGCUAUAGUGUCAACCCCCUCUGGCAGCAGAGUGACCUGCGUCUGACCCGCAUCACUGAUCCCCGGCGAGGCGAGGUUUUAACAUUUAAGGAAAUAACUUGGCAGACACUUCGAAUUGAGGCAGAUGCCACGGAUAAUGGUGAUCAGGACCCAGUUACCACUCCACUGAGGCUCAUUACCAACCAAGGCCGGAUCCAGAUAGCCCUCAAGAGAAGAACCAAAGAUUGCAAUGUGGUGGCCUCCAAGUUGACGUUCCUGCUGGAUGACCUGCUCUGGGUGCUGACUGACUCACAGCUCAAGGCAAUGAUGAAGUACGCUGAGUCGCUGAGUGAGGCCAUGGAGAAGUCAGCCCAGCAGAGGAAGAGCCUGGCUCCCGAGCCUGUGCAGAUCACUCCGCCUGCCCCCAGUGCCCAGCAGACCUGGGCCCAGGCAUUUGGUGGCAGCCAGGGCAACAGCAGCAGCAGUAGUAGCCGCCUCAGCCAGUACUUUGAGAAGUUUGAUGUGAAGGAGUCUUCCUACCAUCUCCUCAUCUCCCGCCUGGACCUGCACAUCUGUGAUGACAGCCAGUCCCGGGAGCCAGGUGUCUCUGCAAACAGACUCACAGGUGGUGCCAUGCAGCUUACCUUCCGCAAGAUGGCAUUUGACUACUAUCCCUUUCACUGGGCAGGUGACAGCUGUAAACACUGGGUGCGGCACUGUGAGGCCAUGGAGACCCGAAGCCACUGGGCCCAGGAACUGCAGAUGGAGUUUCAGAGUAGGAUGGAGAAGUGGCAUGAGGAGAGCAGUGUGAAGCCGCCAUGGCACCUGGGGGUCGACUCUGCCUUCAGGAAGAAAGCAGAUUCUUUCUCUAAUCCUGGAAAGAGCCCUCUUGACAAAAGCCCUGCUCAGGGCUGGCAGGCUGCCUUUGGGCCUCCAGCAUGGAAUCGUUUACGCUCUAGCUGCCUGGUUGUGCGAGUGGAUGACCUGGACAUCCACCAGGUUUCUACAGCAGGACAGCCAAGUAAGAAGCCAUCCACUCUGCUCUCCUGCAGCCGCAAACGCCACCACCUCCCGACUCAGGUGGCUGCCAUCCAUGUACAGUUCACAGAGUAUUACUUCCCAGAUAAUCAGGAGCUUCCAGUCCCCUGUCCUAAUCUCUACAUCCAGUUAAAUGGUCUGACAUUUACCAUGGAUCCCGUCAGCUUGCUUUGGGGAAACCUCUUUUGCCUAGAUUUAUACCGCAGCUUGGAGCAGUUCAAAGCUAUCUAUAAGCUGGAAGAUUCAAGGCAAAAAGAUGAACACUUGGACAUUCGACUGGAUGCAUUCUGGUUGAAGGUGAGCUUCCCGCUGGAGAAGAGAGAGCAGGCGAAGCUGCAUCGUCCCCAGGCACUCGUCUUCUCCAUGUCAGGCAUGGUCGCCACCAAUACUCGGCAUGCCCCGCACUGCGGUUGUCCAGACCUCCAGAGUCUCUUCCGGGGUUUUGCUGCUGCUGAGUUCUUUCGUUCUAGUUAUUGUCACUUUCCUAAGGUUCCAGGGGGCUUUAGCCUUCUGCACAUGCUCUUCCUGCACCAUGCUUUCCAGAUGGAUUCCCUCCCAGCUCAGCCUAGCUCCCUCCCUCCUCAGAGGCCUGCAGCCUCCCAGGAUCUUUGGUCUCUGCACUUCACCGAGAUCUCCUUGGACUUUGAAGGCACAGAGAACUUCAAAGGCCAUAGCUUGAAUUUUGUGGCCCCCUUCCCCUUGUCCAUUUGGGUCUGCCUUCCUCUCCGCUGGCAGCAAGCCCAGGCACGGAGGCUCCUUUUGGCUUCAGAGGGAAGGCUCAAACCGUCGGCCAGCUUUGGCAGUCCUGUGCAUUCUGAAGCUCUUGCCCCUGAGUCUGUGUCCCAUCAGAGGUCGAAGACUGAACGAGACUUGAAAAGCCUGUCAGGCUUUACUGAAACCCCAGAGGUUAUGAGAGAAGGUGAUGCUGGUGUGGACCACAGAGGGCUCGUGGCAGAGCUGGAGGGUGUGGCGGAUGUUCACAUGCUUGUGCACUCCCCUGCCCACGUCCGAGUGAGGCUCGACCACUACCAGUACUUGGCUCUGCUUCGCCUCAAGGAAGUGCUUCAGGGGCUUCAGGAGCAGCUGGCCAAGGACACAGAGGCCAUGACUGGGUCUCCCCUGCAGGACCAGACAGCUUGUGUGGGUGUCCUCUUCCCCAGUGCUGAGGUGGCUCUCCUCAUGCAUCCUACCCCUGCGACUGCUGAAGCCGACUCUGCAGGCUCAGAUACCACCAGCCUCAUAGACUCAGAGCUGUCUCCGUCGGAGGAUCGGGAACUGAAGUCUGAUGCCUCCUCAGACCAGGGCCCAGUAAGCCCUGAGAAAGUCCCGAAGGUCGGCAGCAUUGAAAAUCUGGAUGCAUCCCAGGACAGGCUGCAUGAUGAUGGAGCGCCACAGGACUUUGGUUCGCCUGCACAGCAGCCAGCAGGGAAGAGCCAUGAGGCAGUGGAGUCUCUCCAGGCCAAGAAGUGGAGCAGAGCGCAGACCGUCAGCUCACCGGCGGCUGUGUUGAAGGACCCAGCUGGUAGGGGUGCUGCUAUGAAUGGACAAGGGGAGCCCAGACCCUUGAGGAACGUUGAGGGGGAGUUGUCCAGUGCUAUUCACAUGACCAAGGAUGCCACAAAAGAGGCUCUCCAUGCCACCAUGGACCUCACCAAGGAAGCUGUGUCCUUGACUAGGGAUGCCUUCAGUUUGGGUAGAGAUCGAAUGACCUCCACCAUGCACAAGAUGUUGUCCCUGCCUCCCACCAAGGAAGCCAUGGCCAAGUCAGAUGAGGGGGUAGCAGCCCCAGUGAGUGGAGGUGCUGCCCGGCUCCGAUUUUUCUCCAUGAAGAGGACAGUCUCUCAGCAGUCAUUUGAUGGUGUCUCAGUGGACAGCAGUGGCCCUGAAGACCGGAUUUCAGUAGACAGCGAUGGCAGUGAUAGCUUUGUGAUGCUCUUGGAGUCCGAAUCUGGUCCAGAGUCUGUCCCACCAGUGCCUGUGACAAGUGUCUUGGAUGACAGUGGUGUUCAAGGAAUCCCUGUUCUGGAUAAUUGUGGCCAGGGGUUGCCAGAGACCAACAGCUCAGUGUCAGCUAGUGGUGACCUCGUCCUUCACUCGGUGUCAGUUUUGGUCCUGAAGGUGAAGGAAGUGUCAUUUGGGAUUGAAGUUCGGGGUGAGGACCUGGCAGUAGCCUUGCAAGCAGAAGACCUGGCCCUGCAACAGCUGGGCACUGUGGGGCUCUGGCAGUUUUUACAUGGACAGUGCCCAGGUACAAGCUUCCAGGAAUCCUCAAAUCUGAAGACUGGCCACAUCAGGCCUGCUGUAGGUCUGCGCUUUGAGGUGGGGCCUGGUGCAGCUGUUCAUUCUCCACUGGCCACACAAAAUGGCUUCCUACGGUUCUUACUUCGGGGCUGUGACCUGGAGCUGUUCACCUCAGUGCUCAAUGGUCUGGGGCCUUUCUUGGAGGAUGAGGAAGUGCCAGUGGUAGUCCCGAUGCAGAUUGAGCUCCUGAACUCCAGUAUUACCCUCAAGGAUGAUAUCCCUCCUAUCUAUCCAACGUCCCCUGGCCCUGGCCCCAUCACUUUGGCGGUGGAGCAUCUUGUGCUGAAGCGGAGUGACGAUGGUGUGUUUCACCUUGGCGCUCCUGCUCAGGACACACCAUUGGCUGAAGUACCUGAGAAGCAUCAAGUCCCAAAAGAACAGGUGCUCCUGGUGCCCGAAGGACAGGGUUUGGGACUGCAGGAGAAAGAAUUACCUACCCUACAGCAAGAACUGAUGGACACCAAACAAGCACUGGCCAAUGCCAACCAGGACAAAGAAAAACUUCUCCAGGAGAUUAGGAAAUAUGACCCUCUCUUUGAGCUCUGACAGCAGCUCAGCCAUCUGUGCCAAGGAGAGACGAUAUCACCAGCAACAGCGCCACCUAGGACAGAGGUGCCGAGGAGCCAGCAGGGCCGGGAGCACCAGGUCACUCUGUGUGCUUCCUACUGGCUGCUAGCCUGGUGGAGGACAAGGAGAGCAUGGCUGCAUCCAGGAACUGGGAUAGCUGUGUACCUGGCCCUGCACCUUAUCUUGCCGUUAUGUAGCCUUGUAGCCCUCUGCAUACUAGAGGGAUCCUCUCUACACUGUAGAGCAUUUCAGCUCCUGGUUUCAUGGUAGUGGUGUUUGCUUCUUUAUGGCCUGUGUGAACAAGUGUCCACCUGAGUCAUGCACACAGCCACCAAAGAUCCCAUGACCCAGUGCUUCCUAUGGCAUACCUGAAGUCCUUGGCCUGAGUUUUGGAGUAGAUCAGGAAAUAGCCCAGCUUUGGGUUAGGACAGAGGAGGCCUGAGGUCAGGGAGCCAUAGACUGUCUGUCCUGGAACAGGGGCUAGGCUCAUACCAUCUUGGCCGAUAGCCUUGGGUCUUGUUUCUUUUCUGUUGAAUUUCUUCAUUGUGAUGCUUUGACUGUGACUCAGCCAGAUUGUCUUUCCCGGCACAACAAUUGGUUUGAGAUUUAAAUCAAGAGAAAUAGUGCUUGGCUGAGGGCAUGAGGAGGCAGGGGUACAGUUCUGCCUGUUUCUACAGCUGUACCUGACCAUCUUCUCUCUCUAUAGGAGUCCCUGGGCUCCUGCUUUCCCAGCACUAUGUCUUUCCGCCUUUGCUAACUUCAGCACUUGGUAGUUUGGGAGAUAAACGUGCUCUAAACUUAGUCGUAAACACCUCAGUAUGCUGCCUCACUCCCUGUUACUAUGGCUUUUUAAAAUCAUGUGAUUUCAACUUAGGUUCCUAGGCUAGGCUUCCUCCUGUCCCUGUGAAUGAGCACAGCUCUGGGCCGUCUCCAAUAGUGCUGGCCAAACAGAAGCAUCACUAACUCACCUACGGGACGAGAUGGUUGGUUGUGAGCCAGGCGAUGCCCUGUGUUCUGAGGGUAGACGAAAAAUAUGAAAGGAGGAGGUUGCAUUUGUUCAGACUUGCAGGACUCAGUCAUGUUCUUCACUAAGGCAAAUUUCCAAACACCAGUUCUUACAGGAUUGUGGUUUGUUCCACUGAGGAGACACAUUACAGACUUGAGAACACCAUCUGGAGACACUGUUAGCAGGUGAUGUUCCCUUGUUUCAGAUUUUUAUAAAUGACCUAGAACUUUAAAUGCAGUUAAAUGUUGCUGCUUCCAGACAAUGAAAAGCAGGCCAGACAAGAGAAACACAGCCAUAGAAAAGUCACAGUGAGCAGGGUUGUGAAUACGAAACAUGACAGGUGAAGUUCAGCACAGGGAAGGCCUGGGAUGUGGCUCAGUAGUAGCAUUUGAGUGGCAUAUGUGAGGACCUGGACUCACCCCCAGCAUUAGAAACACAACAAAAUAAAGAUUAUGUCUAUUUUAACUACUACCACUAAAAAAUACUCAGAAAAGAAUCCAGAGCCUUGCUUAGGGAGGAGGGACUGUGUGGCGCUGCUGUACCUGGCUGUGCUCCCAACACCAUUAGGAAGGCACUCCUGGCUGGCAGGAGCAGCGUCUCAGGUAGAACUGUGGAGUGACUUCAUCCAGCCACUGGGCAUUUCUAUUGGCUUUAUUUAUCUAGGACGUAGAGAAGGGAACGGAGGUUCAGAGAACAGGGAGAACGAUUGGGGAUGUGCAUUGAAAACGGAGACUCUGUUCUCAGAGAUGAAAGUGGAGGGGAGCAGAUGACCACACCCACAGUCAAGAGUAGGGGGAACCCAAUCUUGAAACACUAGUUUUAGGGCUCUGUCACUGCCUCAGGGAAAAGAAAGCACUUUUAAUAAAGUCAGAAACUUGAAGAGCUUGUUUGAGAAGCGGCAUCUGUGUUUGUAAGAUUCUUGGAGGGAAAGGGAGAGCCAGUAACUAGAAAAUAGAAUCAUGGAUCAGGGUCACUUCAGUUAGUGUAAAAUCACACCCUUCCUCUUUGCCCACCUCAUCCCUCCAUGAGAAGAUGUCUAGCAAACACUUGGUGUGCUUCUCCUUCAGGCUUGCAGUAGAAACAUACUUUGUCAAGGAUAAUGCCUUAAUGGCCAGAGUGUUUCUGAGCUGAGGGGCUCUGGAGUUCUUGUCCAUGUGCAAAUGGAGACAUAGUCUUGGCUUAUGUGGUGGCUUUGGCCUUUGUGUCUGGGAGUCAUCCCUCAGAAAAGAUGGUAAAAUUAUUUUUCAUGGGAUCCCAAUGAUGUCAUCUUUUGUAAUUCAAUUCCCUUCUUUGGGGGAUCAACAGGAGAAACUGUCAUGAGAUGUGAACUGGCUGUGUGGAUCUUCAGGAUAAGGGUAAAAGAAGAGAAUGGAGAGCAGGGCAGUUCUUUGGGAGUUUUGCUGUGAAGUUGUGAUUUGUAACAAGAAAUAAUACCUCACGAAAACUUCUGGAGGGACAGCAGCACUGUCCCUCAGAGACUGCAGCCCCUGCACAUUGCCCUCUCAGCAGUAAAGCACUUACUGCAGCUGCGUAUUGCUGGGAUUGCCUCGAGUUCCUGUUUACAUGCAUGUACUGGGAAUAUGUGUUGGUGUGUGUAGACUAGAUCUAGUCCUCUAGCCGGGCUGCAGAUGGCUGUCAGUGUCUACUUCACUGAGAAGACUGAGUCUCUGAUGGGAAGCCAACAUGGGUUCUCUUCCCCUAUGAGCUGUUCUUACUGUGUAUUUCCUGACCCUUGCUGUGCCCUGGGCCAUAAUCUUCGUGUCUCUGCUCUGAAGGAAUGGUAGUCGUGUAUGAAAUAGCAAGGGAUGAUACCACCUCUCACAGACCCUCUAACUCAAAUGUCUGCUGUGAAUUGAUGUCAGUUUUCCCUUAGGGGCUCAAGAGAUUGAGCCCUGCAAAGAAGGUAGUGUGAGUUCUCCUGGGCGGGAACUUUCUAUUCCAAACUCCUUUCAUCUUUAUGCCUAAAUUUCUAACAUCAGUGACAUCAAGCCACAGGACUGAAAACAGAUAUUUACUACCUAAGCUAGUAGAGUAACAUCUGGUUGAGAGCUAUGACAGCCGUGACUUAAGUGACGAACUCUUGGAGAUUCAGAGGCCACACACGGGAAACAUAGGGCCUUUCCAUUCCCCCAGGGUAGGUAUGGAGAAACUUAGGGCCUUUCCAUUCCCCCAGGGUAGGUAUGGAGAAUGGCUGUUAAUGAAGAGGCACUUUCCCCGUGGCACAGGGAAGUACUCUUACUGUUAACAGUGAGGCCUUUCUAAGUGGCCAGACUUGAGAUUUGAGCUUCCUGUCCUGUUAUUAUAUUCCUGCCUUAUCCAGUAUUCUUUAUCGAAAUAGGAUUAGUUCCUACACGUUAAGAUUUCCUAUUAGAGUUGAGAGGGAAUUUUUUUUUUUUGGUCAGUUUACUAGUUUUUGGUCAAUAUUUAGCCUGAGUCUUACAGCACUCUUUGUGGAGUGCUCCACUGAAGUGUCUUCUGCUUUGGCUAAGCUGAUGAAUUUUAAUGUAAGUUACUAAAAGAUCUGUCUAAUUACGUGAGUCUGAGCUAUUUCCCUAACUCAGGGUGCUAAAAACAAGACUUGCUCAGGAAAGCUUCGGAAGAGAACAGCUUCCAACCCUCCUUCCUGUGACACUCAACAGUGAAUGGGAAGCAGGUCAGUGGAUUGCCAAUUAUAUCAGGUAGCCUUACUACUGCUAAUCACUGUCAAUAAAAAGUCACUUCAUUCUCUGAGGAAAGCAGCGAGAAUGUAUACAAUGAACUGGAAUCCUAGUCAGUAUUGGGGAAUUUUAAUGUUGCAAUAUCUAAUCAAACUCUGAGUGUACUGGUUCUGUGAACCACCUGAAAAGCAAAUUAAAAAAAUACUAUUAAAUAGUA
This is a messenger RNA of Peromyscus leucopus (white-footed mouse), 8397 nucleotides long. It is a transcript of the gene Bltp3a, whose product is annotated as UHRF1 binding protein 1. The record is from RefSeq and is a predicted model, not a curated record. Lineage: Eukaryota; Metazoa; Chordata; Mammalia; Rodentia; Cricetidae. Gene Ontology annotation, molecular function: histone deacetylase binding. The coding region runs from base 180 to 4496 and encodes 1438 amino acids. The transcript is spliced from 21 exons.